Messenger RNA from Rotaria socialis, 435 nucleotides. The record is from the annotation of a GenBank genome assembly. NCBI's taxonomy places the organism in Eukaryota, Metazoa, Rotifera, Eurotatoria, Philodinida, Philodinidae.
AUGAUGCUGGCUCUACGCCAAGAUCCUAACUAUUGGUGUCUGGAUGACAUUUCAGUCACAGAAAACGGUGUACAGCUGUGGCAGAAUGGCGGUUUUGAACAGAGUCCAUUGACUCAAUAUUAUACUUACUGUAACCCAAACGGGGCUAGUUCCAGUGGUAUCAUAUCGACAGCAUGCCCUCACUCAGGCAGCUACAAUUUCUACGAUGGUUCAGUAACAUAUUCGGAUUAUCUCAGCCAAUCGUUCUCGACAGUAGUCGGUUCCACUUAUAACAUCAGUUUUUGGCUGGCGAAUCAAGGUGGCGGUCCUGAUAGCUUUCUCGUUCUCAUAGGAACUGUACCAUCAAAUGGUACAAUUAAUCAUUGUAUUAAUGUCAUUAUUGAACUAUCUUUUGCAACUUUUAUCCUUAAUAUUGUUGGCGAUAGUCGUCAAUAA